This is a messenger RNA of Cylindrotheca closterium, 906 nucleotides long. Lineage: Eukaryota; Bacillariophyta; Bacillariophyceae; Bacillariales; Bacillariaceae. The record is from the annotation of a GenBank genome assembly.
AUGACAAGUAUUGGGGUAGCAAACCAGGCAAUCCACGCUUCCGUCGCGGAUGAAAAGAAAGUAGAUGAUAUUGCCGAGCUUGCAAAGGAGACAAGCAAGCUUUCGGUCUCACAGAGUCGAGACACAAAGACUGCGUUUGAAUAUUCGGAUGAAGAAAUGGAGGCCAUCCAAGCGGUCUACGAGAAGUUGACAAAAGAAGAAAAUAUGGAAGGAAGCAAAAUUGGACUUCGGGCACUCGCAUUGACUACAAUUGUUUCAAAAUUGCGUGUCGAUGAGGCUUCAGAAAAGUAUUCAAAGUUCCUGAAGGCGUUGAAGACAGUCGACAUUGAUGGCAUUGCAUUCAGCGACACCGAGGUUGAUACGUACAUGGGAAAUCCGCAGGUCGCAACGCAACUGGCAGCUUACGCUGUUUGUGGCGAGGAUAAUGAAGGAAGAUCGAUUUUCUGGAUCAAGGGUAAAGAAAUCUUGCCUGGGGACGAGACUCAAGCAUGCCAUGCGGGUGUGCUCUACUGGCUUGCAAUUCAUGCGGAUGACAAAUCGCUGCACGAGGGAAUCACUUUUUGUAUCGAUACCUCAACUAAAACAUCAAUGUCGAAACAUGGUAAUGAGAGCAAGCUCCAGAAGAUUAACCAAUCUUACCCUUUACGACCACAGUCGAUCAAGAUCGCUGGGGCAAGCAUGGUGAUGAGAGUUGCCAUCAAUGGACUCUUAAAGGUAGCUUCUCUAUUCACAAAGCAAAAAAUCUUACAGAGAAUUCAAUUUGUGACGGUAAAGCAAGCUCUGGAGUCAAUUCCAAAGGAAUCUGCGCCGAAAUACCUUGGAGGUGAAGGUGGAAACAUCGAGAGUGAGGAGGCUUGGAUUGCUCAACGCAUCCAUUCAUUCCCCAUUCCUGAGAUCAAAAGAUGA